Molecule: messenger RNA, 271 nt
Organism: Hymenoscyphus albidus
Lineage: Eukaryota; Fungi; Ascomycota; Leotiomycetes; Helotiales; Helotiaceae
Source: the annotation of a GenBank genome assembly
AUGGCGUCAGCUGGAAGCUGCAAUAAUCGUGGAACAUGUCUCGCGUUGAGCGUCAUUUUUUCCCAUCCCGUUAGUAAGCAGGACACCGAGAACUCUACUCUCCAAUAUCGAAGCUGUUCAUCAUCGUGGCCCGUGGAGAACCUUGAUAUACGGUAAGUUUGGUAUCGCCAUAAAGAAUGAUGUUGAAUUGCAAUGUCUCGUGCCUGGCAGAUCGACAGACCCGCCCACCAGCGCCCUGUGGAAAUUGAGGUUGGCUGGUGGUCUCACGUAA